CGUUUUUACUAUAUUUAUUAACUGUAUUACAGUGUUCGAACGUAUUGAUAUUACACGAGUGACCACAAUGUCUCUUGUUAACGUUGACGUGUCUCUGAAUAAUAUUAUUUUUUAAGAAAUUUUUUACGCUGUGUGUCAAUUGAGGUUAAGAUAGGUCCAGUAUGGUGUACGAUGUGAUUGAAUAAAAUCCUCUAAACAUGCCGAAAUUUCGAAUGCUUCCGCGAACAUCGCGGAUCGUAGCAUUGUGCUCUGCCGCGAAUUUUAUAAACGCAGCGGAUCGUGUUAUAAUGCCUAUAGCAAUUGUCCCGAUGACCGACCAGUUUAAAUGGAAUUUACAUUGGCAAGGUUGGAUACUUUCUGCUUUCGCCUUCGGUUAUUUUACUAGUCAGAUUAUUGGUGCGAGUACAGCAAGUCGGUUUGGAUGUAAAACGGUACUAAUGUUAGCAGUGUUAUUGUGGUCUAUUAGUACAGUGAUAACCCCAAUUCUAGCACAAUCAGUUCCAUUGCUCAUCAUCUGUAGGGUAAUUUUAGGGCUGGGAGAAGGUCUAGGUCUACCUGUUAUUUUUCAUUUGUUUGCUCAUAAUGUUCCUGUAGAGGAAAGGUCUCGUGCCUUUGGGUACCUUGUAGCUGCUGGUUCAGUUGGACAAGUAGUUGCAUCUGUUCUAUGUCCACAUUUAUCAUGGCAAACAGGUUUUUAUUUAUUUGGAUCAAUUGGUAUUAUAUGGACACUUUUAUGGUUAAUACUUUACCAUGAAACAAAUUCUCAGGAUGAAAUUCCUUUAUUCGUACCUAAGGUAACGCAAAAUAGGAGUUUACGUUGGACUGAAUUUAUUUCACAUUGGCCUUUGUGGGCAUUGUACAUAGCACAUUUUGCAAUGAAUUGGAGUAACUACAUAAUAAUGCAAUGGUUGCCAACUUACCUGGCACGAAAUUUGUCUGCUAACAAAGAAAGUAUUAGUUUGACAGCACUUCCAUAUAUUGUGAACUCCCUUGUUGGGAUUGUUGCUGGACACAGUGCUGAUAAUCUUAUACAGAAAAGGUGGACUGUCUUGUCUGUAAGGAGAUUAAUGACAAACAUAGGUCUAGUAGGCCCAGGUGCAUUUUUGUUAGCAUUUUGUGCUGUGGAUAAUUUACUUGCUGCAGUGAUCUUCGUUUCAAUAUCCAUGGGCCUUUGUGCGUGUAAUUCUGCUGGCCACCUUAGCAAUCAUGCAGACAUAGCACCAAAUCAUGCGGGAAUCACAUUUGCGGUUUCUAAUACUAUUGCUACCAUACCCGGUAUUUUAUGUGGUCCACUAACCGCUGAGUUAGUGACAGCGUCGCAUGGUCGUUGGAUGCCAGUUUUCGUAUUGGCCGCGGCAAUUAAUUUCACAGGGGCCAUCAUAUACCAAAGUCACAGUUCUGCACUUCCAGUAUUGUGAUAUGCUCCUUUUGAAGACAAGUUCGCAAGUGUUUAUUGUCAGAGUCAGGAAAAUUAUACGAUCGAUAAAAACUUGCUGUGAAAAUGUACCUUUGAAUCGUGUUUAUUAUACACGACUUUUUAAAAACAAAUUUUGACCAUGGCCAUGGAGCACCAGCAUGGCACGUUUAUACAUCACACACCAGUUAGCUAAAAACAUAUCAAGAUGCAGGGCAUGUACACUAAGGAAGUUUCAUACUCUCGUCACUUAACCCUUUAACGACCAGUGUUGCAUCGGUGCAACACUGAAUUUAAAAGUGCGUAAAAUUCAGUCGCCAAUUAAUAUCUAACGUUUGUCACCACGGAUGCAUAGUUUCACUAAUGUGAAGUAAAUCUCCACGUUUUCAGUUGAGAAAU
Dufourea novaeangliae is the source of this 1813-nucleotide messenger RNA. RefSeq names its product sodium-dependent phosphate transport protein 1, chloroplastic. Gene Ontology annotation, biological process: monoatomic anion transport; transmembrane transport. NCBI's taxonomy places the organism in Eukaryota, Metazoa, Arthropoda, Insecta, Hymenoptera, Halictidae. The transcript has 8 exons. Gene Ontology annotation, molecular function: transmembrane transporter activity. The coding region runs from base 198 to 1418 and encodes 406 amino acids. The record is from RefSeq and is a predicted model, not a curated record.